Messenger RNA from Chara braunii, 1030 nucleotides. NCBI's taxonomy places the organism in Eukaryota, Viridiplantae, Streptophyta, Charophyceae, Charales, Characeae. The record is from the annotation of a GenBank genome assembly.
AUGCAGAAUCGCGCAGGUUUUUUUUUAUUAUUAUUAUUUAUUUAUUUUUUUGGGAGGGGGGAUUGGGGGGGGGCAUAUGACAGGAAGCUGGGGAUAUGGCGAGUAGAGGGGGACAUGGAGAGGAGGAGGAUGUGGCCGAGGAGGACGACGAGAAUAGCGAGGACAACUACGAGGAGGAGGAGCAGAUAUGGGGGAGGAGAAGAGAUGGACAGAAGGAAAGAGGAAGGGCGGGAGGAGGACGAGUGGGAGGAGGAGGAGACAUGUACGGAGAAGAAGGGGAGGACAUGAGGAAGGUAAGGAGACGAGGAGGCAUGGAAGAUGGCGAAGCACGAGGAGGAGGAGGAGGAGACAAGGAGAAUGAGGAAGGACAGGAGGAGGACAAACAGGAGGAGGAGACAUGGAGGGCAGGAGGAGGACGAAAAGGAGUAAACGAAAAGGAGAAAGGAGGAGGAGACGUGGAGGAGGAGGAAGGGGAGGAGGAGCAAGGGGGACAUGGAGAGGAGGAGGAUGUGGCCGAGGAGGACGACGAGAAUAGCGAGGACGACUACGAGGAGGAGGAGCAGAUAUGGGGGAGGAGAAGAGAUGGACAGAGGGAAAGAGGAAGAGCGGGAGGAGGACGAGUGGGAGGAGGACGAGUGGGAGGAGGAGGAGACAUGGACGGAGAGGAAGGGGAGGACAUGGGGAAGGUAAGGAGAGGAGGAGGCAUGGAAGAUGGCAAAGUACGAGGAGGAGGAGGAGACAAGGAGGAUGAGGAAGGACAGGAGGAGGACGAACAGGAGGAGGAGACAUGGAGGGCAGGAGGAGGACGAGAAGGAGUAAACGAAAAGGAGAAAGGAGGAGGAGACAUGGAGGAGGAGGAAGGGGAGGAGGAGCAAGAUGAGGCAGCACUCCUGCAAAAAAAAAAAUUCAUCCCGCUUAUAAUUUUGGCGGGGGAAAUGUAGUAUAGAAGCACUACGACCAAUUAUCGAAAAAGACAACCGACUGCCCUGCCUUGUUGGCAAGGCUUACUAAGUAAAGAAAAGGAAAAAGA